This is a messenger RNA of Fonsecaea erecta, 1398 nucleotides long. Its product is annotated as saccharopine dehydrogenase [NADP(+), L-glutamate-forming]. Gene Ontology annotation, molecular function: saccharopine dehydrogenase activity. The record is from RefSeq and is a predicted model, not a curated record. NCBI's taxonomy places the organism in Eukaryota, Fungi, Ascomycota, Eurotiomycetes, Chaetothyriales, Herpotrichiellaceae. Gene Ontology annotation, cellular component: cytoplasm. The coding region runs from base 1 to 1398 and encodes 465 amino acids. The transcript is spliced from 2 exons.
AUGGCAUCUCUCAUCACCACGAUCCAAUCCAAGCUGGGCUAUUCUUCCCAGAAGGCCCUCCUUCUCGGCGCCGGGUUCGUCACCAAGCCCACCGUCCAGAUUCUCGCAGAUGCGGGCGUUGAGGUCACUGUUGCCUGCCGUACGCUCGAAAGUGCAAAGAAACUAUGCGAAGGCAUCAAAAACACGCGCCCAAUCUCCCUCGAUGUCACCAACGAAGAGGCACUGGAUAGUGAGAUGGCCAAAACCGACCUUGCAAUCAGUCUGAUCCCCUAUACCUUCCACGCCACCAUUAUCAAGUCUGCAAUUCGGAAGAAGAAGAAUGUCGUCACCACCAGCUACGUGUCUCCGGCAAUGUUGGAGUUGGAAAGCCAAGUCAAGGAAGCAGGCAUCACGGUCAUGAACGAGAUCGGUCUCGAUCCGGGGAUCGACCAUCUCUAUGCUGUGAAGACAAUCGAGGAGGUCCACAAGGCUGGCGGCAAGAUCAAGUCGUUCCUAUCAUACUGUGGUGGACUGCCGGCGCCCGAGGCUAGCGACAACCCCCUGGGAUACAAAUUCUCGUGGUCAAGUCGAGGAGUCCUGCUUGCGCUGCGCAACUCGGCCAAGUUUUACGAAGAUGGCUCCAUCAAAGAAAUCGCGGGGCCAGACCUCAUGAGCAGUUCCAAGCCGUAUUUCAUCUACCCCGGAUUCGCGUUCGUUGCAUAUCCCAACAGAGACUCGACGCCAUACCGAGAAAAAUACAAUAUCCCCGAAGCCCAGACUGUGAUCCGUGGUACGCUGCGGUACCAAGGUUUCCCUGAAUUUGUCAAGGUUUUGGUCGACAUUGGCUUCCUUUCGGAAGAAGAGCAGCCUUUCCUCAAACCAUCCGCCGACAAGAAGCCACUGACCUGGGCAGAAGCCACGCAGAAGAUCAUCGGCGCGACCAGCAGCAAGGAGUCCGACCUGUCGUGGGCAAUAAGCUCCAAGACGACUUUCAAGGACACACCCGAGAAACAACGCAUCAUCUCAGGAAUCAAGUGGCUCGGCCUGUUUUCCGACAAACCAAUUACGCCACGAGGCAAUCCGCUCGACACACUCUGCGCCACUCUCGAGGAGAAGAUGCAGUACGAAAAGGGGGAGAGAGAUAUGGUCAUGCUGCAGCAUAAAUUCGAAAUUGAGCACAAAGAUGGGAGCACGGAGACCAGGACGAGCACCCUCUGUGACUACGGUGACCCCAACGGAUAUAGCUCCAUGGCGAAACUGGUGGGUGUCCCGUGUGGCGUGGCUUGUUUGAUGGUGUUGGACGGACGCAUUAACGAGAAGGGUGUCCUGGCGCCGCUGAAGUGGGAGUUGGCGGAACCUAUACUGAAGGAGUUGAAGGAGAAGUACGGGAUUUUCUUGACCGAGAAGACAGUCGAAUAA